CCUGUGGUGCUGGAUACAUUAACUAGGUUAUUCAAGAAAACACAGCUUUUCGGACAGCUUGCAAGCUAAAUAUCUGCGACUCGAUUUGCAUGAUGGUUUCGGAAGAACCAAAUCUUCCGAACACAUUUGUGAAAUUGUACUACAUGUUGCAGGAAAUGAAGCCAGCGAACACCGAGAGUGGUGUCCCUGUACUCCAUUCAGCAAAAGAGGGGUGCAAACCCAAGAAAUUCACCCCAGAUGAGGUACUGGUACCAAAUCCCAGCUUCAAAGAAAAUCAAGGAAUGAAAAGAAAGAUACAACCUGGAAGUCUAUCGAUAUAUGAAUUGGAACGGUUGGAAAAUAUCAGACAAAACCAAGUGUUCCUGUCCUCCAUAAAACUGCUUGAGGCCAAGCAGGAUUUGAAACCAGAAAACACACAGCGAGGUCUCAAGAGACAGAACAAUAAGGUAGCCUGGACAGAGAUACUGCCUCCUCGCACCAAGUCCUUGAGAAUCCAGAAGAAGGAAGCAGAGCGACUCCCCCUGCCGCCGGAACCACACAGGAUUUAUUAUGAAGUCGAACGGAUUGAACGUGCCAGGAAGCCAGAGGGUCCCAUUAGUAUGGAGCCAAUCAACAUGGAGGAGGAUAGUUCAAUGCCACCUGAACUUCUCAAGCUGUGGACAGAGGUUUUAAUCAAAGAAGAAAAGGAGGAGUUGGGUCUGGGAGAGUACCGUAGUACUCUGAAGAGCAUGGAGCUGAGUGAAAUUGGAGGAGUAGCUAAGGUGGUGAAGAGUCGUAUCUUCUCUGUUGCCUUCCACCCGUGCAGCAGUCGUCUGCUCAUGGCUGCUGGGGACAAGUUGGGUGGAGUGGGGCUGUGGAACCUCGACUCUGAUAUGGGGGAUGAGGGCGUGCUGCUAUUUGAGCCACACGUCCAGCCGGUGGCCUGCAUGGCCUUCUCCAGGUCACAUCCUACAGACCUGUUGACCCUCAGCUACGACGGGACGCUACGGAGCACAGAUGUGGAGAAAGCCGUUUUUGAUGAGGUGUAUCGGAUGAAGGAUGGCUUGAGAACCUUUGACUUCCUGUCACAUGACUGUUCGACGCUGGUCACCGGGGACUGGUACGGAGACGUUGCCAUCGUUGACAGGCGGACUCCAGGAACCUCUCAUGAGUCCCUCCAUAGCCUGGAUACCAACACUGUUCGCUGUGUUCACGUCCACCCUGUUCAGAAGCAGUACAUCAUGGUGGCUGAGAACAGUAUUGUGAGCAUUUACGAUGCUCGAUGUUUGAAGGCAUCGUCGAGAGAGCCAGUCUCCCAGCUCUAUGGUCACUCAAAAAGCAUCUCAAGUGCCUACUUCUCUCCUGGCACUGGCAACAGAGUAGUGACCACCUGCCUAGACAACAACAUCAGGAUUUACGACACCUCGGAACUAACCUCCAGAGCUCCGCUACUAACCUCCAUCCAACAGAACUUGUACACAGGGCGCUGGCUGUCCAAGCUGCAGGCGACGUGGGACCCCAAGAGGGACGACUGCUUCGUUGUGGGCAGCAUGCAGCGGCCUCGCAGUGUCCAGGUGUUCCAUGAGAGUGGGCAGCUCCAGCACUCCUUCCAGGACCCAGAGAUGACCACCGUGCUCUCAGUCACAGCCUUCCACCCCACCAGGAACGCUCUACUGGGGGCUAACGCCUCCGGGCGGCUGUACGUCUUCACCGACUGAGAGCAGGAUGCCUGUAUGUGUUCGCUGCCUGAGAGGAGAAACCUGGGCCAUUGUUCACAAAACAUCUGAGUAAGAGUCCUGAUCAGGAUUAUUCAUUCUCCCUAUUAUUCAUUAUGAUCUGGAAGGCUAAAUUGAUCGUAGAUCAGCACUCCUACUCUAAAAUGUUUCAUGAUACGGGCCCAGAACACAUGCUUAGAAUAGACCAAAAUAAGUUGUUUUAUGUGUCUUGCAAGCUGCCUUUGCUAUUGUUGUUUUCUAUCAAAUUAUUGAUGUUUUGUUAGUUUAAAUAAAGUUGUAUAUUUAGCCGAAGUUGUGCUUUUCAUGUAGUUUAGCUCUUUCAUUGGCUGUAUUGUACCCGCAGUGAAUUUUGUGAUUGAUGGUUUUAUUCUUUCAAUAAAAACUACCGGAAUUCA
This is a messenger RNA of Oncorhynchus masou masou (cherry salmon), 2110 nucleotides long. Its product is annotated as WD repeat-containing protein 76-like. The transcript is spliced from 15 exons. Gene Ontology annotation, cellular component: nucleus. Gene Ontology annotation, molecular function: protein binding; DNA binding. The record is from RefSeq and is a predicted model, not a curated record. The coding region runs from base 90 to 1697 and encodes 535 amino acids. Lineage: Eukaryota; Metazoa; Chordata; Actinopteri; Salmoniformes; Salmonidae. Gene Ontology annotation, biological process: regulation of DNA damage checkpoint.